ACUGAGAAAAAUGAAAAAAUUCAAAUCAGCACAGCAAUGAAAUUGAAGAACUUGCUCUUAAAUUCAACGGUGUGUAAGUUGCCGGUGAAAUUAAUUAGUGUACGAGGAAAAGAUUCGUUUGCUCUCAUACAGAGUUUGUUGACUAAUAAUGUUGAUGCACUGUGGCCAGCUCGAAAAGAUUUUCCAUCAUCCAUUUACGGAAUGUUCCUUUCUCUGAAUGGACGAGUUAUUUUUGAUACCAUUCUUUAUUCGAGUAAUGAAUCAAACGAGAUGAAUCUGUAUCUGGAAUGCCAUAUUAGUGAGAUCAAUCCGAUGUUAGCCCAUUUGAAGAAAUAUCGAAUGAGGAAAAAGGCUUAUGACAAGUGUGAAUCAUUGCACUCGAUCGAAAUAGUUAUGAGAGCUGAGAUAAACUUGGAAAGUUCGUCUGUAUAUGGAGUCAUUGAAAACUCGUUCAGUUGUGAUUUGAGUACUAUAUUGAAUGAUCAACGAAAUGAUUUUACUCUAAGUGAAGAUCCAAGAGCACCAAAAGAGGGUCUGAAGAGACUUGUGGUAUUCGAUCACUCCGAUGAUUCCAUCAGUUCAACUAUAGAUACAGGCGCGUCUAGUGUUGACUUGUAUACGGAGAAAAGGUACGAACUGGGUAUUGCGGAGGGGCCAGGGGAGAUAGUGCGGAACAAAGCAUUGCCUCUGAACUACAACGUGGACCUCAUGAAUGGAGUAUCAUUCUCGAAGGGAUGCUACUUAGGACAGGAAUUGACGGCAAGAACACAUCAUACUGGAGUGAUACGACGCAGAGUGUUUCCAGUUGAACUAUCCAAACCCAUUCCAUCCCCAACAACCACCUCACUUAGCUCAACAGAAGGGGGAGACCAAAUCGAGCAAAGUGAGGGUAGUGCUGCAGGGGGGCCCUCCCACUUGAAUUUGCCUAUAUUCACCAGGGGUGAAGGGGACGGAGAGGGUGGGGUGAAAAUGGGUAAUCUGGUGUGCUCUCUGGGAACUAAAGGACUGGCGAUGUUGAGAGUGGACCAUGAGCCAGAUGUUCCACUACAGAUACUGUCCGAUACUCUUCUCAUACCCAGAAGGCCUUUUUGGAACAAAUAGAUCAAUCAGAGUAUAAAUGCAUAUAGACAUAUAAUUUUUUUGAGAAAAACAGUUAUUAGUAUAUAUUCGAAAAUGCGAAUGUUAAUUGUUCUACAUACUUGACCGAAUAUUAAUGAAGUGAAAUUUGUGAAUU
Molecule: messenger RNA, 1234 nt
Organism: Symsagittifera roscoffensis
Lineage: Eukaryota; Metazoa; Xenacoelomorpha; Acoela; Convolutidae
Exons: 4
Coding region: 37-1101 (354 amino acids)
Biological process (GO): iron-sulfur cluster assembly
Cellular component (GO): mitochondrial matrix
Molecular function (GO): protein binding
Source: RefSeq, a predicted model, not a curated record